GAUUUGGGGAGCGCGAGGCAGUCAGAGAGGGGCACGAGCGUAUGCGGAAAGACAACGCGUUACGUUUUAUGUGAAAUAAAUUAGAAAUACAUGUCGUUCACAUAGCAACAGGCUCUUUGGUUCGCUGUAGGGUGGGAGGGGGGGGUCCAUCUUCAGGUUAUCCACGCACCUCUGUACCGGUUCACCGUUAGAAUAUCCCGGUUCCGUUGUUGGGAUGUUGGCGGCGGAAAACCCACCUGUGGACGGACAUCUGGCCGCAUCGACUCCCCGUAGGAGAGGGAUGGAUUGUAAAUCGAGUAACAACGCCAACAAGAAACUUAUCCAAGCUCGUCUCCCAUUCAAGCGCAUGAACCCUGAACCUAAAGAGAACCAGCCGCCUAAACGUCCUUGUGCACAUGCCUGCCCAAAAGCAGGAGUCCCCGACAGGGAGAAUGAGAUUGAGUCCUCUCCGCUUCCUGUACACAGUGGACGACCGUUGGUUAAUGGUCGGGGGCCCCUCGACGGCUUCCUGAGCCGUAGGCGCACUGAACCCUCGGAUGAGAACAUGGUUAUAGAUCUGACCUCGGACAACACCAUGUCUCCAGCAAAGCGCACUGUUUCACCCACCGUCGCUUCUCCCUGCCUCCAAGCAAAAGACAAGCAUCAGGACAAAGACAAAACUGCAUCCUCGGGGAAAACCGUCAGCGUGGAUCACAAUCCCAAAACACACACUUUAGACUGCACGGUAGACAGUGACAAUGAGGAGGGGGAGGAUGAUGAGGAGGAGGAGGAAGAAGAAGAAGUGGAGGAGGAAGAAGAAGAAGAAGAAGGAGGUAAUCAGACAGCAUCUAAUUCACAGCUUGACUCAACGCAGAAUUCUGAAAGUGAGCCAGAGGAGCAGGAUGAGUCGGGAAACGUUUCCAGUUUAGGAAACCAGUCCAUGCUGUCGGUUUCAUCAGUCAGCUCCACGUCCGAAGGUUCGCCAGAGAAGUCGAAGUCUGAUGACCCCACGCCCACUAGUACACCUAAACGGCCAAAGACCACCCCCAAGAUACCAUCUGAUCAGAAAAACAUCAAAAGACGCUCUUUGAAGAAUGAACAAGAGGAGAAACUCCGUCUGCGACAGGAGAAAGAUCGUCAGAAGGAGGAGGCUAAAGCCGAAAAGAUGAAACAGAAGGAAGAGGCUCGCAGGCUAAAAGACGAGCAAGAAAAGGAAAAACGAGAGAAAAAAGAAAAAGAGAAACGAGAGAAAAAGGAGAAGGAGGAUAAGGAAAAGGCAGACAAGUUGAAAGUGAAAGAAGAUCUGCGAAAAUCAAAGCUAGAGGCAAAGCUGGAAGAAAAACGGAAGAAAGAGGAGGAGAAGCAAAUGAAGGAAGAGGAGAAACGGUUGAAAGAAGAGAAAGAUCGCCUCAAAGCUGAGAAGGCAGAAAUUACACGUUUUCUGCAGAAAUCCAAGAUCCAACAGGCUCCAAAGACGCUUGCAGCCGCGUGUGGGAAGUUCGCUCCGUUUGAGAUAAAAGAGCACAUGGCUCUUGCGCCGCUGUGCCGGGUUCAGUGCGAGGACGCUGUUCUGGAGGAACUGGACCGGUGUUUGUUGAACCCGGCUGACAACCUGAACGGACUGAGAGACUGGAUCGGGCCAAAGCCCCGUCGCUCGGGACCCACCAACCCCCGACAGAGAGACUCGCUCUGCGAGUGUACAACCACAGAGGGGCCUAAACCAGACGGCGUGCCGGAUCGCACGCAAUGUGGACCCAUGAAGCUGCUGCAGUUCCACGCAAACUACCGUCCAGCGUACUGGGGCACCUGGAGCAAGAAGAGUUCACACAUCUCGCCUCGCUGCCCCCUCAAACGAGACAAGGAUUUGUUCGACUACGAGGUGGACAGCGACGAGGAAUGGGAGGAGGAGGAACCAGGAGAAUCCCUGUCGCAUAGCGAAGGGGAAGACGAGGAGGAAGCGGGCGAAGGUGACGGUGAAGACGACGACGACGACGACGGCUUCUUUGUGCCUCAUGGCUACCUUUCAGACGACGAGGGGGCUCCAGAGGAAGAGGUGGGCGGUGACCUGGAGAAGCAGAAGCUACGUCAGAAAGUGAAAGCAAAGGAGUGGGAUGAGCUGAUGUCCACCAAGAAGAGGAUGAAGGUGCUGGACCCGGUGGUGAGGGGCUGCGUCUGGGAGGGAGAAGGACCGGCCGGCGGUCUGCAGCUCUUCCGACCUUACGCGUUGUGUCUGGUCGUUCCUUUGCCCAAAGCCGACACCAGCCCCAGCCCAGAGGAGUUUUCACGGAAGCGUCAGAAGGAAGCACAAUUGCUCGGGCAGCUGCUGCCUCUGCUGCACGGCAAUCGCAACAGCAGCAAAGUGAUCAUCACCGAGUUUCAGGAGUUCUGUCGUCAGCAGACCUCCACUUCCUCUUCUUCGCCUCCCGACCUGUCCAGUCCUCAGAGCCCGGCGGAGAACGUCCCCACCAGAAUACAGGUGAAGCGUCUCAUCAAGAGCAACGCCGUCUACGAGAAGCGCUCCACCCACCGACGCUGCUGCUGGUACGUGCACACGGAGGUCCUGUCCCACUGCGGGCAGGAGGCGCUCCCCGUCCCCUGCCACUGGACCUACCUCACCACCGGCGCUCGAGAAGAGUCCCGCGAAGAACCCCAGGCAGCCACGGGCUCCCAGGGGAACUCCCCCACGACGCCGCAGACCUCCUCCUCCACCGCGUCGUCGUCCUCCAACAAGAGGAAGAGCACGGGCAGCAUGUCCAUCACCAAGUUCAUGAAGAAAUGCACCGACCGGGAGCAGACAGAAGCGAUGGAGGCAGACGGGUUUCAAGCCGACAACGAGGAAGACGACGAGGAAGACUGCGUCAUCGUGGCCACACAGAGCGCCUCAACCAGAAAGACCUCCUCCAGCGAGGGAGACUGUCUGAUGGAAGUCACCCCCUCCGACACGGCGGCCCUCCCCGUGGCCAGCGCCGCUCCAACGCUCGCCACCGCCUGAGGCUCCUCUGAUCGAGCUCGUGCCCCCCCCCCGCCCCCCUCAAAAAUGUCUACUUCCUGGUUCUGAACUCUUACUGUGUCCAAGACAGAAUCAUGUCUUCAAGCGAAGGGGGAAGCAGCACUCUUGAUACAGGCAACUCGCAGCAGGUGACUUCUGCUCCGCAUCAAGCUCCUUCUCACCUUUUUUUUUUUUUCUGUUUUUUAAUGAUCCUGGAGUCAUCUUUGCCUGCAAGAAGUAGUCGUGCCUACAAUCAGGACUGUCUGGCUUGAUUAUUACAGGGCGGUUUCGUCCGAUGAUCGUUAACGUAUGCGUCUUGAUUUUUAUUUAUUUUUUUUUCGUUGACCUGUCGUGGACCUCUUCAAAGUCUCUCUGGCGCUGCUGAGGCAGGUCGGGCUGAGCAGAGGGAGGAAGAGCGGAACGGAAACGCCCAAAUGUUCACGAGGAGAAGCGUUCGCGGCGUCUAGAACAGCAUUAUUCACGGUUCUUGAAAUGCUUGAAUCCGUGACGUUAUUGGAUCUCUUCUAGUCUGUAUGUGUGUGUAUGUAAAUAUAUAUAGUUUACCAGAAUAAGAGUCGGGGGAUUGGGGGGGCGUGGAGUCCAUCUUUUCAAUUUUCAAUGGGCGCAUUUAUUCUGCAAUUUCUAACUUCUGACAACCCGCUGGAGUAGUUGCUAGAUCUGUACUUGUACAGUUAGGUCCAGUGUCACAUUGUUUUAUAAAUAUGUAUUUUUUUCAAGAAUACUUGAACAGGAUAAAUUCAUUAAACAUGAAUAAAAGUACUGCACUUUUAUAUUCCAUUCA
Cyclopterus lumpus (lumpfish) is the source of this 3770-nucleotide messenger RNA. RefSeq names its product chromatin assembly factor 1, subunit A (p150) (gene chaf1a). The record is from RefSeq and is a predicted model, not a curated record. Gene Ontology annotation, cellular component: nucleus; CAF-1 complex. The transcript has 16 exons. Lineage: Eukaryota; Metazoa; Chordata; Actinopteri; Perciformes; Cyclopteridae. Gene Ontology annotation, biological process: nucleosome assembly. Bases 215 to 2971 code for a protein of 918 amino acids.